Messenger RNA from Ipomoea triloba (trilobed morning glory), 1912 nucleotides. RefSeq names its product GBF-interacting protein 1-like. The transcript is spliced from 6 exons. The coding region runs from base 1 to 1362 and encodes 453 amino acids. Lineage: Eukaryota; Viridiplantae; Streptophyta; Magnoliopsida; Solanales; Convolvulaceae. The record is from RefSeq and is a predicted model, not a curated record.
AUGGAAUAUGAAAGCCAAAAAUUGCUUUAUUUGCUUUCCUACUUUUUCCCCUUUUGGAAGGUUAAGAACUCUGGAAAGCAACGAGGUUUUGGGUGCUUAGGAGAAACUGCAAGGGAGCAACUUCCAAGCAAUGAAAGUGCAUUGCCGUCUGUAGAUGAGGCGGAGUACUCUGAUCAUCCCUUGUCAUCUUCUCCUGGGGAAGAGAAUCUGCCAUCUAAGGUGGCAGAACUAUCACCCUCUGUUCCUGAAUACAAUGAAACGAAACAAGAGAAUCUGCAAGGAGACCAUCAAUACCCUGUUGUUCAGACACCACCAAACUACAGUUAUGGUUUCAUGCCACCAAUUUUAGGCAGUCAGGUUGGAGCUUUUGAAAGCUCUGAAUCUCAGACUCGUGACAUGUCUCGGAUUUCAAACUUUGUUAUUCAGCAACCAUUUGAUCCAACAAGCUACUAUGCUCAAUUUUAUCGUUCUGGUGUGGAUGGUGAUGGUCGUAUAUCACCUUUUCAUUCAACGGGUGUUCAGGCCAAGUUCAAUGGAAAUGUUGCAGUAGUGUCUCCACAGACUCCACAGUCUAUUCAAGAGGGUGCGAACCCUCUUGUUUUGUCCACGACAGCAGCAACACCACUUGUGACUCAAGCUGCUGGGCUUGUGCAAACCUCUAUAGCUGUACCCCAGCCACCUCUCCCUGUAUUUCGACAACCAACAGGAAUGCAUCUUCCCCAUUAUCCACCAAACUAUAUUCCUUAUGGCCACUAUUUUUCACCAUUUUAUCCUCCUCCAGCAAUCCAUCAAUUCUUUAGUAAUGGUGCAUUUCCUCAGCAACCUCAGGCUGGCAGUGUGUAUCAACCUCCUCCAGCAGCAACUACCAAGUAUUCACUCUCACAGUAUAAGCAGGGAGCUAAUGCAGCAAACUCAACUUAUAUUGGAGUUCCUGGUAGCUAUGGACCAUAUGGCUCUGCUACUGCGAAUUACAAUCCUACUUCAACAGCAACAGCCGGUAACCCAGCAUCAAAUGAAGACCUUUCUGCAUCGCAGUACAAGGAGAGUAACAUAUAUGUCAGUGGUCAACAGAGCGAGGGAUCGGGUGUAUGGAUAAGUGCACCUGGUCGGGAUAUCUCCAGCUUGCAUGCCAGUUCUUUCUAUAAUCUUCCUCAGGGUCAAGUGACAUUUUCACCCACACAGCCUGGACAUGGAACCUUUGCUGGUAUUUACCACCCAACACCACCAGUGACUACCCCUACCGUUCACCCGCUUCUGCAGCAGUCCCAAAACAUUGCAGUUCCCAAUGAAAUGGUGGGGCCAACCGGCAAUGUCUAUCAGCAACCACAGCAUUCACAGAUUAACUGGCCAAGCAGCUAUUAAGAAAUAGUUUUUCUUUUUGUUAACCAGAAACAAAAAAGCAAAGCCGCAUCUUGGAUUUUAUGCAAUUGGCAGUGACUUUAGACGAGGAGGAACCCAUCCCACAAGGAUAGCCAGAUUAAAAUGGCGAAGGUGGGAAGAAAAAUGGGGGUAGAUAGUGUUUUUGGUUUGGUUGGACCUAGGAUGGAAAGAAGGGUGAGUUCCUCCUCCUUUUAACAGAUGGUGCCAAUUGUAAAUUAGUUGAGCUGCAUAUUAAAUUGUUUGCCUUCACAUAGUUAGCCCUCUUAAUAUUCAGCCUUAGUAGAUGGAAUAUGAAAGCCAAAAAUUGCUUUAUUUGCUUUCCUACUUUUUCCCCUUUUGGAAGGUUAAGAACUCUGGAAAGCAACGAGGUUUUGGGUGCUUAGGAGGUUCAAUUACAUGUUUGGUUUUCUUCGUUGUGCAUCUAGAGUUUUACAUGUAAAGUUGAUUUUGACGGCAAGAAAAGGAUGUACUCUAAAUUGUUGUAAUUGGUAUUUGGUAUAAGCAAAAAUGUGGCAUUAAUUGUUUUACUUCA